AUGUCAUGGUAUGCGAACCAGAGUGAGUUGCACGCACUGACGCUCGUGUCGGCCGUGUCUUCGGUGCUCUCCAUCAUUGGCGCUUCCUAUAUCAUUGGACGCUAUUGGUACGCACGGAGACUCAAAGCCAAGUCGCUCUCGGUUUACGCCGCGUCGCCCCAUCAUCUCGACGUGACGAAGGAACUGAUCCACAUCAUUGCGUACCUGGACUUGUUGGGCGCCACUGGACGCGCGUGGGGCGUGCUGCCAACGGAAACCUUCGACCAACAAGCAGGAGAAUCAGUGACAUUCGUGUGCAAGCUGCAGGCUUUUCUUAUUACGUUUGGGGAUGGCGCUCCAAUUGCGUGGAAUUUCAUCAUUACUCUUAAUCUGUACCGCUGGGUGUGUAUGGGCGAGGACCAGCAAAUGCUCAUGAAGAAGAUCAAGUGGUACAUUGUCAGUACGAUGCUCAUCGCCCUCGGCAUCCCCACUGUCUGCCUCGUUUUCAACAAGUUUGGUGACGCAGGUCUCUGGUGCUGGGUCGUGGUCACAGACGACUCGGUCGAGGAACUCUGGUGGAUGUUUGGUGCACUUUACUUCUGGGUCGUUGUAGGCGGCAGUGCCAUGACUGUUCUUCUCGUGCUUGUCAAGACCAACAUGAAGAGAAGACUCAAGACGCACGUCAACGAAGAUGCGAAUGACGCCUAUUACGCCGUGGUGCAUAACCUCACCUUGUACGUUUCAAGCUUCAUUUUGUGUUGGCUGCCGGCCGUGGUGCACCGCGCUUUCGCUACGUACACGGGCAAGACGUCUUUCACACUCGACCUGCUGCAUGCUGCAAUUGUGCCGCUUCAAGGCUUUAUAAAUGCCGUCAUUUAUGGCAAAUUUCAUGUCUGGGUCGUACGUCACGUUCGUGAGCCGUGGGUCAGCAAUGGUGGGCUGUCUACGAAGAAUAGCAAGACCGUAGAAGGCUUGCUGCGACAGUCGGUACUAUUGCGGGAACAAGAGCGGCAGCACAUGGGCACGGUGGCCAUCUUCGUCACGACUUUUGACAUGAAUUGGUCGCCGUGUCCAGCAAACUUAGAGGAUUGGAUCCCGGCAGGAAAAGAUCUGUACGUAUUCUCACUCCAACAUUGCGUGGAAGUACAAGCCAUCGAGCAGGUGAUCCGAGGGUAUCUUCUCCAGGUGAACUAUCCCAUCGCCUACCGGUCCAUCACGUCGAUUGCUGGAACGGCAUUCCGAGGCCACGUUCAAGAUGCGUCAGUUUGUCAAAUCGUUUUCGUGAACAAUGCCGAUGAUGCUAGCGGUAACGUGAAGCUCGAUGCAACGGAUGGUCGCAUCUGGGCGCAGCGGAAGACUUUCGACGAGGUCGUGGGUAUUCCCAUCCGGUACUUUGGUGUCUCUAUCGCAUUCGUUUCAUGCAACCUCAGCACUUCAAUCUCUAACGGCUCGCAGCGACUCGAUCGACCCAUGGAAAGCAAUUUGUACGCCAAGCAUGCAGUCGCCUCGAGUCUCAUUCACUCGUUCUGCAUGGACGCGGACCGAGCAGCAGUCGACUUUCCGAACUUGUAUCACCACACAAUUGUUUCUGGAAACUUGAAUUACGACAUCGAUAUGCCCACAUCUGCGCUUGCAGCAGCAAUCGACCAAGCAUACAAGGCUGCAUCAUUGCAGAGAGCGACGGAUACCGCGAUUGAUGCGCAAAUCCGAGCAGUUUGCAAUUAUGAGACUUCCUGUAGCAAGAAAAACGCAAGUAGCCAACUCAGUGACUCCGAUGUAGAGGAAAGUUACGGUGGCACUGGACGGAGCUUUCAGCGAAGCAGUGCUGGAGCUUCGUCGUCAACGAGUGGUGACAGCAGAUACGAGGAGGUCUUCACUAUUUGUGAGGACGGCAUUCCGCUGACGAUGCUCAAGCCGGUUUGUGAAUGCCAACAUCAACCAAGUCACUGCAAGUGCAGUGUGGACGAACGAGAUCCAGACGAUGCGGCUACUGUCAUCCACAAAGAGGAUGGAAAGGUUGAUACAACAUUACGGCCGACUGACUGGGCUUCUUUCUUGGACAAUCAACUACCAGUACAGGCUCUCGAAAGCCGGCGGGGGGUAUCUCUUUUCGCUUGUAAACAUCGCGCUCUGGAUCGCUUGACAUGUAGCGACCAUUUUGCACCACGAAACCACAAGAAGAUCCGAGAUUUGUUAGCGAAGUCGGAUCUCGUUACUGAAAAUACGGCUCGCAAGUGGCUGGAAGUGCUUCGUUACGACGAGCUGCAGGCAUCAAUUGAGGCAAAAGAGAUUUUCACUGGGUUCGAAGAACCUCCCAUUCAGUUCCUACCUUCUUUUCCGCGCAAGAUCGGUGUAGCUGCUUCUUUUUCAAUGGUUGGUGAGCCUUCGUGCCAAGAACUGUUCUGUGAAACCAACGGAGAAAUGCUUGUCGGAGAUUCUCGACCAGCGUACAAGGAUCGUGUCAUGAUACACUCCUUGAACGACACGAAGCAGCGGAUCAGGAAUGUGGGCUAUUGGUCGUGUGAGGAUAUUGUAACGUCUACUCACAAACCGGUCUGCAGCAUCUACGAGCUCGAGAUCGACAGUUACUUUUCUUAUAACCUCGAUGAAGCCGCAGUUGCAGAUAUGCGGCAGGGUAACCAUGCUCUACGCGACAAAAAAGAUGUGCAUGAGUUUAAACUCAAAUUGGUGAAAUUGGAUGCGAACAUUUGGACGUACGGAGAGCGUGAUGGUGGCUCCUUCGUCCAAGUCAACGGGUAUCGCCGACGUGGGAAUGGAUCCAUCCACUCGAGUCAUACGACAGGUGGACGAAGCAGUCGUGGUGCACUUAAAUCGAGCAGCACGCCAAACAGCAUUGGAUCUUCUCGACACAGUGUCCAACUACCAAUGAAUUCCAGGAAGCCAUCGAUCGCUCAAGCGGUCGCACGUGCACUGCGAACGAGUCGGCUACGCUCGCGCAGCACUGCAAGUUCGAGAAAUGGUACAUUCAACCAGUACUCAGAUUUCACAAGUGGACUGGCGGUAGUAGCACAUCCAUUAGCUGAGACCGGCGACCGACUCUCCGCCCUCGCGGCUCCUCGAAAUGAGCUCAUACCAGUGGAACCCGUGAGUAUCUCGACCAUCUUUCCUUUACCGUCAGAGGAUAUCUACGCUCUUCAGCGAAAAGUGUACGAGGUCGCCCACUUGGUGCAGAAUGGCUUCCAGUCCAGUGCUCGUGUGGACGACGAUGAGGAAUCUCAAUUGGCCUACACGAACUUUCGCACGGUGGCGUGGAAAGAGGCAAUGUCCAAUGGCGUGACGCACUCGGCCAUUACCAAGGCAGUAAACGGCGGAGUGCACAUUGCGAUCAGUAUUGAAGCCGAGAAGGGCUUCGGCGGUCAGGGUGUCCUGUGCUUGAAAGAGUCAGACUUGAUCACGCACGCCGCCCCUGUGAUUUGUGAGGCUGUGCCGAUCACGUUCGAUGUGAUUUUGACGUGGGGAGGCAGGCACGUGGGUUAUCUUCAUGGAGAUGUCUUGUGCUCGAUGUAG
Peronospora matthiolae is the source of this 3507-nucleotide messenger RNA. Lineage: Eukaryota; Oomycota; Peronosporomycetes; Peronosporales; Peronosporaceae. The record is from the annotation of a GenBank genome assembly.